CCCACAACUCUCUAUAGUCGAUCCCUCCCUACUACUAUAAAUAAUAUUCUCCAUCUUCCCCUCCCUAUUACUACUACACCCAAUUCACCUACAACCAAUCUAGCGAUCUACUAUUAAGUAAUUUUCUCCUUCUUCCCCUCCCUAUUACUACUACUACACCCAAUUCACCUACAAGCAAUCUAGUGAUCUACUAUUAAGUAAUUUUCUCCAUCUUCCCCUCCCUAUUACUAUUACUACACCCAAUUCACCUACAACCAAUAUAGUGAUCUACUAUAAGUAAUAUUCUCCAUCUUCCCCUCCCUAUUACUACUACUACACCCAAUUCACCUACAACCAAUAUAGUGAUCUACUAUAAGUAAUUUUCUCCAUCUUCCCCUCCCUACUACUACCACAUCCAAUUCACCUAUAACCAAUAUUUUGUUGUGGUAGUUUGUAACACAGUCUUGCAUGGCUAGUGUGGUCCCUGUGGCCUACCAAGGCAACACAUCGGCAGCGGUCGCCGAUUGGCUCAACAAAGGCGAUAACGCAUGGCAGAUGAUCUCAGCCACUCUAGUGGGCCUCCAGAGUGUCCCGGGCCUUGUGAUCCUCUACGGUAGCAUCGUCAAGAAGAAGUGGGCCGUCAAUUCGGCUUUCAUGGCCCUCUACGCCUUUGCGGCGGUGUGGAUAUGCUGGGUCACAUGGGCCUACAAGAUGUCGUUCGGCGACCGGCUCCUUCCCUUCUGGGGCAAGGCCGGGCCUGCCUUGGGCCAGAAGUUCCUCAUCAAGCAGGCUGCGCUGCCCGCAACGACACAUUACUACCAGAACGGGGACGUCGAGACGGCGAUGAUCACACCGUACUAUCCAAUGGCCUCAAUGGUCUACUUCCAAUGCGUCUUCGCGGCGAUCACACUGAUUCUGCUGGCGGGCUCGCUGUUGGGGAGGAUGAACAUUAAGGCCUGGAUGCUCUUCGUGCCGCUGUGGCUCACAUUCUCUUACACAGUCGGAGCGUUCAGUAUAUGGGGCGGCGGGUUCCUGUUCCAUUGGGGUGUGAUCGACUACUCAGGUGGCUAUGUUAUUCAUCUCUCUUCGGGAAUUGCCGGAUUCGUUGCGGCCUAUUGGGUGGGCCCGCGGUCGACCAAGGAUCGAGAACGGUUCCCGCCGAACAAUGUUCUACUGAUGUUAGCAGGCGCCGGGCUGCUGUGGAUGGGUUGGGCUGGUUUCAAUGGUGGGGAUCCUUACUCGGCCAACAUCGACUCUUCGAUGGCGAUCUUGAACACAAAUAUAUGCGCUGCAGCGAGCCUUCUGGUGUGGACAUGUUUGGAUGUCAUCUUCUUCAAAAAACCGUCGGUGAUCGGCGCAGUCCAAGGAAUGAUCACAGGGCUGGUGUGCAUCACCCCUGGUGCAGGCCUUGUUCAAGGGUGGGCCGCUAUGAUCAUGGGCAUCCUCUCAGGCAGCAUCCCAUGGUUUACGAUGAUGAUCGUUCAUAAGCGAUGGACCGUCCUUCAGAAGGUGGACGACACGCUCGGAGUCUUCCACACGCACGCAGUAGCAGGUUUCUUAGGUGGGGCUACAACGGGCCUUUUCGCCGAGCCAGAGCUAUGUGCACUCUUCUUGCCUGUGACUAACACAAGGGGUGGGUUUUAUGGAGGGAGUGGUGGGGUCCAGUUCUUCAAACAGAUAAUUGGGGCUGGUUUCAUCAUUGGUUGGAACAUCGUGGCCACAAGUAUCAUCUGCUUGAUAAUACGGACGGUUAUCCCGCUGCGGAUGGCUGAGGAGCAGCUAAUGGUCGGUGAUGAUGCGGUGCAUGGAGAGGAAGCGUAUGCAUUGUGGGGUGAUGGUGAGACGUAUGAUGUAUCGAAGCAUGGAUGGUAUUCUGAUGAUACAUUGCAUGGUCAUGACAAGAUCUCUAGUGGGUUCACUCAGAAUGUGUAGUGGUGAAGGUUAAGGUGCGUCUGUUUGAAGGGUUGAUACAUGGAGCUUUUGUAUAUACAGUUGAAGGUUUUGUUUUUUGCAUUGGAGGGGAUGGGAUUUGAUUUUUUUAAGGAAACUGAAAUGAAAGGUUUGGAUUACAGAAUUUUGUUAUGAUCAUGAAACCGUAUGGUCUACAUUUAUC
This is a messenger RNA of Magnolia sinica, 2092 nucleotides long. RefSeq names its product ammonium transporter 3 member 1-like. Bases 448 to 1911 code for a protein of 487 amino acids. The transcript has 3 exons. NCBI's taxonomy places the organism in Eukaryota, Viridiplantae, Streptophyta, Magnoliopsida, Magnoliales, Magnoliaceae. The record is from RefSeq and is a predicted model, not a curated record. Gene Ontology annotation, cellular component: plasma membrane. Gene Ontology annotation, molecular function: ammonium channel activity. Gene Ontology annotation, biological process: ammonium transmembrane transport.